UGCUGCAUUGACCCGGUGCAGGCGUCCUAUCAUUGCAGCAUGAUGCGGCCAGUCCAACGGGAUCUGGAACUCGUUGUAUCACGUUCAACAUGGUGACACUGGUAUCAUAGUCAUCGCCGAAUGGCCGUUACUAUGGUAGUUGUACGACGAGGGUCAUGUUGGUCAUCUGCUCAGGGUUGUCUGGAGCACAUCUGUCCGACGGACCGACAACAACGUUGGAAUAUACAGACGUCAACGAUACUCCGCAUCAAUGGACAACCAGAAGAAUUGACAAUCGACACUCGCAGCAAUCCACUAUGGGACCCUGUCAAUCCCUCGACGGACCAGGUAGGGGUCCUUGUUCGACACACGAAUCGUCGAUUUCUCCUAGGCGCUCAAGCCGCAAUUUGUUCCUCACCACAAACACUAUCGGAAUGUGGGGUAUUGGCCGCUCUCCACUGUGACCGUCAACCUGAACCGUCCGCGAUAAUGGGGUGGUUGAGACUGGACGUGGGGUUCAAGAUUUUGCCUGCUUGCGACAGCAUUGCGAAUCGCCCAAGCCGCCAAGCCGCCAAGCUGAGAUCUUCCGUUCAAUCGGCCGCUCGAUGAGGACUGAAAGAGGAGCAAUAGACGGGGAAAUACUAUCUGUCACAAUUGCUUGGGCGUGCUGACGUGAUAGCCAAGAGUCGAUUGAAACAGCAUCUAUUUCACUCGCGCGUUCCGACGCCAUGUGCCGUCUUGUAAGAAUCCCCGCAUACUGGGGUGACGGGGAUGCUACUCAGGUAGUCUGGACGUUUGACACAUGAUCGACUCACUAGGCCGUCUUCCAUCUUGCCAGGUUGGAGAUUUGAUCGAGCCAAGGAGGUGACAGAAUAAACGGUGCACCAAGGGUGUAACAAUAUGAGAUGGCUUAAUAUCCCAGUGUA
Molecule: messenger RNA, 905 nt
Organism: Pseudomassariella vexata
Lineage: Eukaryota; Fungi; Ascomycota; Sordariomycetes; Amphisphaeriales; Pseudomassariaceae
Exons: 1
Coding region: 121-588 (155 amino acids)
Source: RefSeq, a predicted model, not a curated record